Pyrus x bretschneideri (Chinese white pear) is the source of this 1875-nucleotide messenger RNA. Its product is annotated as protein ANTAGONIST OF LIKE HETEROCHROMATIN PROTEIN 1-like. Gene Ontology annotation, molecular function: chromatin binding. The record is from RefSeq and is a predicted model, not a curated record. Lineage: Eukaryota; Viridiplantae; Streptophyta; Magnoliopsida; Rosales; Rosaceae. Gene Ontology annotation, cellular component: ESC/E(Z) complex; PRC1 complex. The transcript is spliced from 2 exons. Bases 212 to 1411 code for a protein of 399 amino acids.
CCAGCCCACAGACAUUUGGUCACCAACAUUCGUGUCCGUUCUGUUCCUACCGAGAUAUGGAGAAACACCACCAGCUCGAAAUCGGUUCAGUCAUCAAAUGUCGGAAACGCAUGUGUUGGAGCUGAAGAAAACAGUUCCAAUUUAUUAACUUUCAAUCACUUUCCUCCCAUCCAAACACUUCUUUUCUGAGACCAUCAGAGCUUUACCUUUCAUGGCGCCUCCGAAGAAAUCAAAGAAAAGCAAGAAAGACAGGAAAUUGAGGAAAAGCAAGAGCGUGGUGGUUCCGGCUGAGGCGAAAGCCGUGGAUUCGGAUUGGUGGGAUAGUUUCUGGCACAAGAAUUCUUCAACCCAUCCAGGUUCUUCAGUAUCCAACGAUGAGGAGGAAGGAUUUAAGUUUUUCUUCAGGGUCUCGAAAAAGACUUUCGAUUACAUUUGUUCACUUGUAAGAGAAGACCUGGUGUCGAGGCCGCCAUCAGGGCUCAUCAAAAUAGAAGGAAGGCUUCUCAGUGUUGAGAAACAGGUUGCAAUCGCCAUGAGAAGGUUAGCAUCCGGGGAGUCUCAAGUCUCAGUGGGGGCUGCAUUUGGGGUCGGCCAGUCCACAGUUUCUCAGGUGACUUGGAGAUUCAUUGAAGCAUUGGAAGAGCGCGCGAAGCACCACCUCAAGUGGCCUGAUUCAAAUAGAAUGGAAGAGAUUAAGUCUGAAUUUGAAGCAUCCUUUGGAUUGCCGAAUUGCUGUGGAGCCAGAGAUGGUACUCACAUCAUUAUGACCCUACCUACAGUUCAAACAUCAGAUGAUUGGUGUGACUCGGAGGAAAACUACAGCAUGCUUUUGCAGGGAAUUGUUGACCACGAGAUGAGAUUUCUUGAUAUUGUGACUGGUUGGCCUGGGGGAAUGACUGCGUCUAGACUGUUGAAGUGUUCUGGGUUUUACAAGCUCUGUGAAGGUGGACAGCGUUUGAAUGGAGAUGUUAGAAGUUUAUCUGGAGGAGUAGAGAUUAGAGAGUACUUAGUUGGCGGGGCUAGCUAUCCUCUGCUUCCUUGGCUCAUAACUACUUUUGAAAGCAAUGGCCUUCUGCCUUCCGUUUCUGCUUUUAACGCCAUGCAUGAGGCUGCAAGGUCACUUGCAGUAAGGGCAUUCUCACAGUUGAAGGGCACUUGGAGAAUCCUCAGCAAGGUUAUGUGGAGACCUGACAAGCAAAAACUUCCAAGCAUUAUCUUGGUAUGUUGUUUACUUCACAAUAUAAUCAUCGACAGUAGAGAUAUAUUGGACCCGGAUGUUGCUUUAUGCGGCCAUCAUGACUCAGGAUAUGGAGAACAGUGCUGCAAGCAAGUUGAUCCAUUGGGGAGGACAUUGAGGGAUAACUUGAUCAAACACCGGGAGCACAGCAAGCAGACUGCUACACCAAUUUGAAUCUUGUUCAACCAAGUCUGGUCUAAACGAGUUCAAGUUGGAAGUUUAUAGCCUCCAUCGAACAGGUGCUGCCUAUAGGUACCUUUCAAGGAGAAACUAAAGCGUUUAGGCUUACAGAAUCUGUUCUUGCCUGGUUUUUCAGUGUCAUUGUUUGUCAGGAAAAGCUUGUUUCUGCUGUCACUUUGAUCCUUUUCCCUUGAGCAUGUAUUACGGUUUGUACCAUAGACUGCAAGUAACAUGUAGAGCCGCAGACAAAACUCGAGUGAAACUGAGCAUAUAUCCCUCUAACCCUGUCGUGUAACAAUUCACGUGACGAGUGGUACAAGGCGAGGGGGAUACUCUCCCAGUUUCAUGUAAGGAUCUCGCCGGAUUCUGGAGAAUGUUAGAAUCUAUACAAGAACUUGUAACGCAGAAAGAAUGUAUACACCGAACAACAGGAUUCAAUAAAAGAUUUUAUUUUCAUA